Molecule: messenger RNA, 3142 nt
Organism: Phoenix dactylifera (date palm)
Lineage: Eukaryota; Viridiplantae; Streptophyta; Magnoliopsida; Arecales; Arecaceae
Product: pentatricopeptide repeat-containing protein At1g73400, mitochondrial-like
Molecular function (GO): protein binding
Source: RefSeq, a predicted model, not a curated record
ACUCUAAAGUUUGCCUCCGGGCUUUUCCGAACCUUAGCGUUAUGAAUAUCAUAGCAAACCCCCCUUCUCGCACCUUUCUUGAAGCUGCUCGAAGAAGUGAGAGGGAGGAGCUCAGCGAGUAGAUCGGCGAAGAGAUGAGGGCCGAGUGGUUAUUGCUCGGGACUUUGAAUCCGUCGACCUAGGUUCGACUCCUAGUAGGACCUUUUUCUUCUAAUUUGGAAUAUUAUUCUUCUUCAAGAAAAGGUUUUUACCAUGGAAGGAACUCCUUUCUGCCUUCUUCGGCUCUAGCCAGCUGAUGCAGGACUAAGUACUGCUGGCUGCCGCUGUAACAGGGUCAGUUGGAAUAAUUUUGAAACAGAUGUGCCACUAUCCAUUUCUUUCGGUUCUGGGCAGAUCCUUCAACUUUUGUCAGAAUUUGGGUACAUCACCAAACUCAUCGAUCGGGAUCCCUUCUGCUCGGAAUUUCUUAGCCUUUUGUCUCUUGAAUUUAUCACCACGGAUUGUUUCUUCUAGUUUACAUACAAAAUCUGGCCUGGAAGAACCAUCGGUGGUUCCUAUUUUUAUACCUGCAGAGGGGACUCUUCAUCAUGUUCAUCGUAAUUGUUUCCGUACUUCAGCCACAAAUUUCUCGAUCAGGACCUUUUCUUGCUUCUCUUCUUCACAGAGUCUAGACACUUCAAGUGAUGCGGAUGCAGUAAGCGAGCACUUGGCUUCCAUUCCUGAGAAGGUGUAUGAAGUCAUCAUGUCCUGCUCUGGUACCGAUCAGCUUCUGGAGAGCAUUCUUGAUUCGCUUGGCAUACAACUGACCACCGAGUUGGUGAAUGAUGUCAUCCGAAGGCUUCGCUAUGAGGAAAAAUUAGCUUUCAGGUUCUUCACAUGGGCGGGCCAUCAAGAAGGGUAUACCCACGAGCCUCCCGUGUAUAACGAUAUGAUCGAUAUAUUGUCAAGCACGAGAUACAAGGCACGGCAAUUUGGGGUGGUUUGCGAUAUUCUGGAUUACAUGAAGAGAAGGAACAGGAACACGGUGCCCAGUGAUGCUCUCCUAGCAAUCUUGAGAACAUACACUGACAAGCAUCUGUCCCAUCUCAGAAUAUUUGCCAAGAAGAAAAGAAUACGACAAAAGACACCACCAGAAAUAGAUGCAUUUAACUUGCUACUGGAUUCUCUCUGCAAGUGUAGCUUGGUCAGGGAGGCAGAACUUAUGUUCCACCGGGUGAAGAAUAAGGUUGUCCCGAAUGCGGAGACUUACAAUAUUUUGUUUUUUGGGUGGUGCAGACUGAGAGACCCUAAAAAAGCAAUGAAGGUGCUUGAGGAAAUGAUGCAAAUGGGUCACACCCCGGAGAAUUUCACAUACAAUGCUGCAAUCGAUUCCUUCUGCAGUGCAGGGAUGGUUUCAGAAGCUAGAGAGCUUUUUGAGUUCAUGAGAACUAAAGGCUCCACCAUAUCUUCACCAACUGCCAGGACUUAUAGUAUCAUGAUCGUGGCCCUGGCGAAGUCAGAUCUGAUGGAGGAGUGCUUUAGACUGCUAGCUGAUAUGAGAAGUAGUGGUUGCCUUCCUGAUGUAUCGACAUAUAAAGACAUGGUUGAAGGGAUGUGUUUGGCUGGAAAGGUUGAUGCUGCCUAUAAGAUACUGGAAGAGAUGAGCAGGACAGGUUUUCCACCUGAUAUCCUCACAUAUAACUGCUUUCUCAAGGUGCUUUGCAAACUUAGGAAGGCUGAAGAAGCUCUAGUGCUUUGUGAAAGAAUGAUAGAAUCAGGUUGUGAGCCUAGUGUCCAUACUUAUAACAUGUUGAUUACAAUGUUUUUUGAGAUGUGUGAACCAGAUAGGGCUCUUAGCAUGUGGGAUGAGAUGGAUCGAAGAGGAUGUGCACGUGUCGUGGAUACUUAUGGUAUAAUGAUUGACGGGUUGUUCAAUUGCGGGAGAACAGAUGAUGCAUGUUUACUUCUGGAAGAGGUAAUAAACCAUGGGAUGAAAUUGCCAUAUCAGAAAUUUGAUGCCAUUCUGAUGCAGCUAUCAGCAAUUGGAAAUCUUCAUGCCAUCCAUCGUCUAUCAGAGCAUAUGAGGAGGUUCUACAAUGUUGCGAUGGCCAGACGUUUUGCCAUAAGCCAGAAGAAGAAGAGCAUGAGCUUGAGGAGAAGAUAGGCUUUCAGAUUUCCAGUACCAUCACCCAAGGUUUUAUACUGAAGCCAAGUCAAAGCUACCUUCAGUUUGGUACUCAUCAGCUCCACCAAUUUGUUUGUCAAGUAGUGCUCACUGAUUACCAAUGGCUCGCGAUAUCUUGAUGCAACAAGCUUCUCUGCAAGAUUUGGGGAGUCAUGUCUGAAGAUAUCUCUUUAUAACUCAAAUAGAUCUGCUGGCUGUUUAGCAUUUUGUCUACGGGAUGAACCUCAAAUAGUAUAGCUUACAUUGCUUAGCAUCUGAUGUGCCGAUUGCUUUUCUGAAACCAUGGCAUCAACCGACAUCAACUUGCAACACUUAAGCUUUGCUGUAAUUUUGCAUGCCUAAUUUUAACCUUAACUGUAGCAAUAUGACAUUUAUACUAUAGUCUAAAUUAUAUAAGAUUGGCAUACCAAUAUUCAAUUUUUUUUAUUACAUUGUCAGCAUUGAUGUGUUUUAUAUCAACUUGUGGGUUUUGACGGACAACUGACUAGACCAUCAUGCUGAAGUAGGUUUCCAAUCUGGACUGAAUAUAUUUUAAGAAUGUAAGUUGAUUUCUGCUAUGCUUUUGAAACAAGAUCAAUCUUUCUAGUAUUCUCAACUUCACUGAAGGAAGUUGCCAAGAGAUCACAGUUGCAAGGUUUGUUUCUGAAGCUGUAGAAAGAGGUUUGGUACGGGCUGAAGCAGAAGCUGCCACUGAGGCAGUCAUUCAUUCAAAAGACCAUGAAUUUUUCAGCUGAGAGAUCGACUGCAGUACUAUGAAGCUGUGAACCGUGAAAUGUCCCAGAGGAAUCAGGAAAUUGUAAGUAAGGUUGCUUCUUCAAGUCUUCUUCCUCUUAUUUAUCAUGAGGCAAUUGAUCUUGUUAUUUAAUAAUGAGUGUUGGUGUGGAGUAGUUUAUGUUUUACUUCAUUGUUUUGGAUGAUAUUAUGAUGAUCAUAUGUACAACAGGUUAUGCAUAAAAUGAAUUUAUAUCUUUCCCUGUU